Messenger RNA from Closterium sp. Naga37s-1, 2295 nucleotides. The record is from the annotation of a GenBank genome assembly. NCBI's taxonomy places the organism in Eukaryota, Viridiplantae, Streptophyta, Zygnematophyceae, Desmidiales, Closteriaceae.
AUGUGCUCACAUUCGCACUCCCCCUUGCUCCCCUCCCCCGUUCUCCACGACACAUGCAUCUUUUCCUCCCCCCCCACAUCACCUUCCGCCCUCACGCUCGUUUUCCAACCUCACUGCCGCUUCAGCAGCUCGUGUUUCAUGCAGCCGCGCAGCACCGUUGCUCCACACAAUCCUUGCUGCGCCGCACCCUGUGCCCUUUCUUUCUCCCCACACACAGGCAACCCCUUUUCGCACGCCAUACAAGUUUCACCCCCCCUGCUUCCCCCACACUCACUCAUGCUCGCCUUGCUGCUGCGCACCCCCUACCUCCUGCACCUUCCUCCCCCCUGCAUGCUUCCUCCGCCUGCGCCGCUACCCUCCACAUACGCCCCUCCCUUUCCCCGUCCUCUCAGGGGGCCACACGGCGGAGAUGCUGUGUGUGGUGGGCGCCCUGGACCACACACAUACGUGUUCACCCUCCCUGCUCCUUCCACAAUUACUCCCUUCCGCCCCGCGCCCCUGCCUUUCCUCCGCCCCCUCAGGCGGCCACACGGCGGAGAUGCUGUGUCUGGGGGCCACACGGCGGAGAUGCUGUGUCUGGUGGGUGCGCUGGACCACGGGCGCUACAGCCCGCGCUGCUACAUCGCUGCUGCCACCGACGCCAUCAGCCUGCCCAAGGCACGCCAGCUAGAGCAAGCCCUCGCACAGAAAGCAACCACUUCCCCCCUCGCCCCUGCCUCGGCCGCCCCCCCCCCUUCGUACCUAUCGGGGUAUUGCAGUCGAGAGGUGGAGCACUUAUACGUCACCUCCAUGCUCAUCCUGCGUUUUCCCCACUCCUGCUCGCACAUCCCAUGCAUAGCAGGAAGCGCCUGCUCCCGCCUUGCCUGUCCCGCCCCCCUCGUACCUAUCGGUGUAUCGGAGUCGAGAGGUGGGGCAGUCAUACCUCACCUCAGUGCUCACCACCAUCGCCGCCACGCUGCACGCCAUGCUGCUUGUGGCGCGUGUCAGACCCCAACUGGUGCGUCCAUCCAUGCCGCUUUCCUCUUGUCUCUUGUGCUGCUGUGGCUUCGUUUCUGUUACAGUCUGAUUUCUCGUGGACCUGCCACUCAGUGGCAUGCCAUUCCAUGGCAUAGCAUUCAUCAUAGCAUUCCUGCGCUCUUCUCUCAUCACAGCUCAUCAUUCUUGCCCAUCCGUGCCCGUCCUUGUCCAUCCGUCUCGCUCCAUGCAUAUGCAGCUGCUCUGCAACGGGCCGGGCACCUGCCUGCCAAUCUGCAUCGCCGUUUUCACACUGCAUGUGCAUGGGAGGUGCAUGGGAGGUGCAUGGGAGGUGCAUGGGAGGUGCAUGGGAGGUGCAUGGGAGGUGCAUGGGAGGUGCAUGGGAGGUGCAUGGGAGGUGCAUGGGAGGUGCAUGGGACUACAUCGACUUUGGUGCCUCCUCCCUUUCUGCACCCACAGCCACCAUCUUCAUCACCAUACAUCGGAUGUCCCCUGCUCUUCCCCACUUCUCACACCUUCCCUGACUCCAAUCUGACACCUGUCUCCUUCCCUUUGCGUUCCCUGCACAGCCAGUCCCAGAACACAGGAAAACAGAGCAAGGGGGUGCGGCUCAUGCGACUCAUCAGAACCCAAUUCCGCAACCCCUUACCAUCGUGGUGGCAGGUGCUGGGAGUGCAGAGCAGCAGCAUCGUGUUCGUGGAGAGUGUGGCGCGCGUUGCAGUGCUGGGAGUGCAGAGCAGCAGCAUCGUGUUUGUGGAGAGUGUAGCACGAGUGGACCACCUGUCGCUCACAGGCCGCCUGCUGCACCGCCUGGGCAUCGUAGACCGGUUCUUCGUGCAGUGGCCGCACCUCACCAGCUCAUGCAAGGGCACCCACUAUCUGCUGCCCCGCGCCCCGCUGCCCUGCGCGCUGCUGCCCCGCGCCCCGCUGCCCCGUGCGCCGCUGCCCCACGCGCUGCUGCUCCGUGCGUCGCUGCCCCGCGCACUGCUGCCCCGCGCGCUGCUGCCCUGCGCGCCCCGCUGCCCCGCGCACCGCUGCCCUGCGAGCUGCUGCCCCGCGCCCGCUGCCCUCCGCGCUGCUGCCCCGCGCCCCGCUGCCCCGUGCGCCGCUGCCCCACGCGCUGCUGCUCCGUGCGUCGCUGCCCCGCGCCCUGCUGCCCCGCGCGCCGCUGCCCCGCGCGCCCCUCUGCCGUGCGCCGCUGCUGCCCGUGCGCUGCUGCCGCCUGUGCGCCGCACCGCUGCUGCUGCCGCCCUUGCACCCCUGCCGCCCGCGCGCCGCCCAAACCCAACCCUAGCACUAACCAAGGUGUACACCACCUAG